AUGAAACCCCUCAGUGAGCUUAAAGGUGGCUCAGACGAGUGGACUACCUGUUCUACCCCUACUCAAGAAAAAGUUUUCGCCAGGCUCUACGCGGCCAGACACCACCAAAAUCACAGGCCCAAGUCUACCAGCACCUCGAGUUCUUCGACAAACGUUGCCGAACCUAGCACUACGCCUCCAACUUCGGUAGAUGGUGAUGCUUACCCCUUUGGCUCAAGAAGUAAUCGCGAAGCUGAGUCGAUGGAGAACGUUACGAAGCCUCUUUUUCCUCUGGACGCGCAUCAAAAUAUUAUUUUCAUCUAUCCCAGCUCGGUAAAUACGAGAAAUGUCCAUCAUAUGCCAGUGGACCCUGCGCAUGGCCUCGUUUUCUCUUCGACUGUCGCUGCGCAAGGCAAACGCCACUAUAACUUUUAUUACAAGGAUUCGGUCAAACCCCUGUACUCUUAUCGUAGGCAUCCUAUCACACCAUAUGCUAUAUCACAGUGGGUUUCCGUCGUGUUUUCCUGGAGGGCACCUUUGUGCCUUCGUGUAUGGUGUGGCUCGAAAUCGAAAAGGGAUACAUGUAUGGAAGAAAUGCUGGACAUUCUCUUCCGUCCAUCCACCAGGUUGAUCUGGCUCGACAUCGACUUGGAUCUCAAUAGUGAAACCGCAGAACAUUUUAUCUCCAGCACGGAAAUAACGGAACACGCUAACAGUGUCAUACGUGUCAGGUUGGAAACUACGAAAUGCUCCACCGGAGCUGCAUUCAAGCUCUUAACCAGGAUUCAAGGUCUACCCAACGUGAAAGAGUUGACGUACGGGUAUGAACUCAAUGACCCCGUUUCGCUUCACUUCAGAAGGGGCUACCUUUACUCGAUGUUGCUUUGGUCGAAACUCAACAUUAUUGACGUUGCAGGAGAACUGGAUGAAAUCAAUUGCAUCAUGCUACUUUCACGAUGUGUUCAGGCGUCAAGUAUUACUCUUCGGUCCUUGGUCAACCGCGAUGAGAACCUGAACGUUGUGCAAAACAGAACCCUUGCUCUAGAUUUUUAUUCUCUCUGCGCCAACAUCCCGCCUCUCAAGUUAUCUUAUCGGCGGUCCAAUGCACACACGGGGGAAACUUCUUUCCAUACUGAACUUCCUGCGCUCAAAACAUUGAUUUUAGUUCCUUCCCAUUUCGAUACCGUCGAUGUUUUGAAGCAUUUUUCUUUUCCUACACUAGAGAAACUUGGCCUCGACAUUGUACUUUCUGCAAAUUCAAACUCGCUGAACGACCUGCAUGCCCUCCUCUUGCGUUCAAGAGCCCCGCUUAUGGAGUUGAAUCUCUACGAUAUGUUCGUUGGCCCGCAAGCUAUCGUAAAGCUUCUUAUUGCAGUGUUUGUAGGAACUUUAUCGGCUCCUAUGCUAGAAAGGGACACUGAGUUACAUGCUCGUCGAUGGAUACGUCGUACGGCGAAGAACUUCAACAUCCACUUCCUUUCUGUCUUGGAGCCAGGAAAGAGACGGGAAUCAAUCCCACACGAGGCUAUUUAUAGGAGGCACUGGAAGGAAGAACUUGAAGUUGCCUUGGCCGACAUGCCUUUUAAACAGUGGUGCGAAACAGUGAUACCCAACAUAUACAUCACCGCUACGGCGUAUGGGCCACUCAUUAUGAACGUUGGAUGGGGAGAGAAGAGAAGUCCUUAA
Messenger RNA from Psilocybe cubensis, 1665 nucleotides. RefSeq lists its product as uncharacterized. The record is from RefSeq and is a predicted model, not a curated record. Lineage: Eukaryota; Fungi; Basidiomycota; Agaricomycetes; Agaricales; Agrocybaceae. The transcript has a single exon. Bases 1 to 1665 code for a protein of 554 amino acids.